ACCAAUAGGAUGAGGCGAUAUCUAUUUGAACUGUGAAAAGCGGGCUCGCUAACAUUCGAGAGGGAAACAAAGAAGGAGUCAACAUCUCGCUACUUUUGGACGUGAAAAACUGGAAUCAUUUACAGUUUCUCAUCAGGAUCUUUGGCUAUCAUAUAAGUCAUGUCUCACAAGCAGAUUUACUACUCUGAUAAAUACGACGAUGACAAGUACGAGUACAGGCACGUAAUGCUACCCAAAGAAAUUGCAAAACGUGUACCCAAGACCCAUUUGAUGUCAGAGACCGAGUGGAGGAACCUGGGGGUCCAGCAGAGCCAAGGAUGGGUGCACUACAUGAUCCACCAGCCAGAGCCACACAUUCUGCUCUUCCGACGCCCUCUGCCCGCCCAAAAGUCAUAAGGGAGAUAUUCUCUGGGUCUGUGAAUGAUCAGCCCUAUUUGUGCCAUGGAUCAACUCGUCAACGUUGGGAUCAUGUUGUCAGAUUGCCAACCUCUUGGGUGGUAGGUGACGUGUUGUUUUUGGCUGAUCAUUUUGGACCUGGAGAAGGAAUAUCGCAUUUAUGAACAGUGGUUGUGUAAUGGAGUAUGCGUUUGAAGGAAAUCAACCCUUCACUUGAGAAAAAGACUUCACGUGUAAACGGCGACACGCCGUCUGCCAGAAACCUUCAAAUCGGCUAGCACUGUCUUUUUGACUUGAUGUAUCUGUCCAUCUUGCUGAACCUGCUUGGAUAUUCCAGACUUUUAGAACAAAUGUUAUAAGAUGUGGGGAGUGAAACUUGUUAAACAUUUGAGUAAUUCCAACAGAUUGCAUUCUGUGUGAAGCUCUGGUUAGAGCACAAGCCAGAUAAAAUAGUAGGAUCCCAAAUUAAGUUGACUCGGAAACAUCAAAUUGUGGUUUUAACAUGUUGCUGCUUGGUUUAAAUGACACUGUAGAUUUGCAUUUAACAAUUUUUGACAUGUGCAUGAAAAGCCGCAUCCACAAGAGUCACCUCGAAACUACUUUUGAUCCCUUCCAUUAGCUUUGGCCUGCUCUCAAACAAACCUUUUUUUUGAUGGGUCUGACUGCACCAGUGAGCUGCUCAGUAUUUAUUAACGUUUUGCCCUUUCUGAAAUAAAUGUAAACUUUUAAACCUUA
Scatophagus argus is the source of this 1131-nucleotide messenger RNA. It is a transcript of the gene cks1b, whose product is annotated as CDC28 protein kinase regulatory subunit 1B. Gene Ontology annotation, biological process: regulation of mitotic cell cycle. The coding region runs from base 160 to 396 and encodes 78 amino acids. The transcript has 4 exons. Gene Ontology annotation, cellular component: SCF ubiquitin ligase complex; cyclin-dependent protein kinase holoenzyme complex. Gene Ontology annotation, molecular function: ubiquitin binding; protein kinase binding; histone binding. The record is from RefSeq and is a predicted model, not a curated record. NCBI's taxonomy places the organism in Eukaryota, Metazoa, Chordata, Actinopteri, Scatophagidae.